AAUAAAAUAAAAAAAUUUGUGGGCCAGAAAAAAAAAAAGUCAGAAUUCGGACUGAUGGGCGCCAGCAGCAGCCACACAGACGCAGGUUGAGUUACGGCGGACAGCCAAUGUUCUGGAGAAAAUGUCUGAUUUAAGCGACUUUUUACGUGCCAGAAGAGUACCAGAAGCGUCCAUUGCACUAAUGGAAGAACAAAAGAUUGACUGUGAUGCCGUAGGUCUCAUGGACGAUGCAACACUUGAAAACUUCUUACCUUCAUAUGGAGACAGAAUUGCUGUUUUCAACUACUGCAAAAGCAAACAGCCAUUGUCCAAAAGAAAACAAGGACUUCUUCAAAAGCUUCGGGACAAAAUGAAGAACAGAAAGGAAAGUCCACACGAGACCAUGACACAUGAAAGUACAAGACAGAAAAAGAGGCCAAAAGGAACAAAAAAUGUUGAGAUUGGAUGGAUACAUAGUGAUGGAAAAACUACCAAACAGGUGAGAGCAAAGCAGGGAGGUGGCACUAGAAAAAUUCAAAUGGCCACUGAUUCUGGAUUAAAAGACAUUCUUCAAGAAGGAAAGACACUUUUUUUUCCUGAUGGAACAUCUCCUAAGGGACCUGAAACAGAUUUUGAGUUUGAGGUUUGGGACUUUAAACAGAACCUUCUUACAGAAGACACCGGCCUAACUAUUGGGAAAAUGUAUGAAGCAGUGAGACUGUCAAUGUUGCGCUUCUACAUUGCAACAAAACCAAAAGAUGCAGAAGAAGAUAACAGUGACACAUCUGAAGUUGUGUUUGUUUUGGAAAGCAGUAGCAGCGAAUUUAAUCCAUUACAGGUGGUGGAUGUCAGGAGGAACUCUGUUGAAGUCCAACAGAGUUCAGAAGUUUUUGAUGAUUCCCAAAUUACUUUUGGUCCCAUUCUUGAUGCUGAAGAAGAUACAGAUGACACAUUAAUCUAUGAGGGUUUUGUUGUUCCCCCCAGUCCAGCAAAUCCAGAAGAUGCAAUAAUGAUCACUGUACGCAAUGCUGACACUUUACAUGACCUUAUUACUGCUUUCUCUGAUGAAGAAAUUAUGAGAAAAACACUGAACGUAACGCGCAUACUUCCAGACAACACCGAAGAAGCAGGCACUGGCUCAGGAAUACUGAGAGAUGUACUCACUUGCUUCUGGAAUGAAUUUUAUGAGCGAUGCACCCUUGGUACAACAGUGAAAGUGCCAUUCAUCCGCCAUGACUUUCAAGCUGAGAAAUGGAAGGCAGUUGGACGAAUCCUUUUGAAAGGUUACCAAGACUGUCAGUAUUUUCCAAAUAAAAUUGCAAUCCCUUUUCUUGAACAAGUGCUUUUCAAUAAUGUUUACAGUGAUCUUAAAGCACAUUUUCUACAGUUUGUGAGCAGCCAAGAAUGUGAAGUUUUGAGGGAGGCAGUUAAGAAUUUUUCUGCUGUUGACCUUGAUGAUCUUGUGGAAGUUCUUGACAAUUAUGGCUGUAGAAAAAUAAUCACUCCUGAAAGUCUCCCUACAAUCCUUGAUGAAAUAGCUCACAAAGAGCUCAUCCAAAAAUCGAUGUUCGUCAUUGACUGCUGGAGGGAGAUCAUCUACCCACAUCUGUCCCUCAGCCCAGAAGCACUGACCAAGCUGUUCUCAGACCUGCAACCAACUUCCAAAAAAGUCUGUCAGCUGCUGAAAUUUGCUCUAGAUUUAACUCCAAAGCAAAAGGAAGUACAGAGUCAUCUCAAAAGAUUUAUAAGAGAGCUGGAUGACAUAAAGCUUCAGAAAUUUAUGAGAUUUUGCACUGGAUCUGAUCUCAUUGUGACAAACUGCAUAUUUGUGGAAUUUCAAGAUAUGACAGAGUUCACAAGAAGACCAGUCGGACACACAUGUGGAAGUACUCUGCAAAUAGCAGAUAGCUAUGAAAACUUCCCAGAUUUUAGAUCUGAAUUCAAUGCAGUUCUUGACAGCAAUGUCUGGGUAAUGGACAUUGUUUGAUUCGUCGUGCAAUGCAUUACUUUUGAAAUGUUCAAUCAGUACAGCAGAACUACAAAGACACAUAAAGAAAAAGUAUUUUCAACAGAGAGAAAUUAUUGUUGUUUAAAAGAAAUUGAUGGAAGUUAGCCAUUUCUAUUGGUAGCUCAGUUUUUCACUGAGAAUAUACAAGUUUCCUUUGUUCUCACUAGUUUUACAUCAUACAAAGAAGUUGCCACAAAACAAAUUAAUAGCUGUUUGUUACAUCCAAAAGCAUCUUGACUUGAUCUCAGAUCUCCAACUGCUGAAUAGAAACCUUAAAUGGAAACAAUAAAAAUAUUGU
Molecule: messenger RNA, 2285 nt
Organism: Poeciliopsis prolifica (blackstripe livebearer)
Lineage: Eukaryota; Metazoa; Chordata; Actinopteri; Cyprinodontiformes; Poeciliidae
Exons: 2
Coding region: 122-1966 (614 amino acids)
Molecular function (GO): ubiquitin-protein transferase activity
Source: RefSeq, a predicted model, not a curated record